Euleptes europaea (tarantolino) is the source of this 792-nucleotide messenger RNA. Its product is annotated as lipopolysaccharide-induced tumor necrosis factor-alpha factor-like. Gene Ontology annotation, molecular function: zinc ion binding. The transcript is spliced from 4 exons. The record is from RefSeq and is a predicted model, not a curated record. The coding region runs from base 1 to 792 and encodes 263 amino acids. Lineage: Eukaryota; Metazoa; Chordata; Lepidosauria; Squamata; Sphaerodactylidae.
AUGGAGCAGAAGAAGGAGAAUGUCUCCUUUCCAAUGGCCGACCUGAAACGUCCUCCAGCCCCCUACGCUCCAGGAUAUUCAUCAUCAUACACACCAGAAUUGUACCCGGCACCACAGGCCAAGAAAUCAUACACCGCAGCGCCGCAGGCCUCAAAGCAGUAUGUUCCAGAACCGCAGCCCUCAAAAUCCUAUGCUCCCCCAGAUGCACCAAAAUCAUACACCCCCGAUCCGCACGCCCCAAAAUCAUACAGCUCGGAUCCAUACACUGCAAAAUCCUACAGCUCAGAUCCAUACGCGCCAAAGUCAUAUAGCUCGGAUCUGUACGCGCCAAAGUCAUAUAGCUCGGAUCCGUACGCGCCGUCAUAUAGCUCGGAUCCAUUUGCAGUAGAUCCUUGCGCACCAGAACAUUACGAAACCUCAGACAACUAUUCCUACACCAUGGAAAUUAUUGAUGACGAAUGUCCGUCUCCCCCACCCUAUUCAUUGGAAGAGGUCCAUUGUGACAAAGGACAAUCAGGCUGCUGCUCAGGGGCUAGCCAGCCGCCAGUCGUUGUCGCUGGGAUCUUCUCGAGCUCACCCGCCUCGACCAUCUGCCCCUGCUGCCGCCAGAUCAUUACCACGGAGGUCGUCUUCCGCGUGGGAUCUCUGACAUACGCACUCUGCACUUGCAUGUGCAUGGUUGGCUGCUGCCUGGGGUGCUGCCUGAUCCCCUUUGCCUCCAAAUGCUGCAAGGACGUGGACCACUACUGCCCCUGCUGCCGGUACCACAUCUACCGCUACAAGAGGCUAUAG